Mesorhabditis spiculigera is the source of this 246-nucleotide messenger RNA. Lineage: Eukaryota; Metazoa; Nematoda; Chromadorea; Rhabditida; Rhabditidae. The record is from the annotation of a GenBank genome assembly.
AUGGAUUUCGGCGAUGAGGGACCGAUGAUGGGCGGAGGCGGCGGAGGAGUUGAGGGGAUGGAGCGCGAGAAUCUGAUGCUCGGCGCGCUCACCGUGCUCGGCAACCUGAUCAACCCGUCGGCCGAUGCUGGUGGGGUUGCGGUGGCCCGGGGUGUCCCGCAGCGAUCAUCGCCGAUCGUCGACAACUCCAGGGUGUCGCUGGCCGAGGCGACGGGCGGCGGAUUCUACAAGGGCCGUGGAAAUAGC